Pelobates cultripes (western spadefoot toad) is the source of this 8166-nucleotide messenger RNA. Lineage: Eukaryota; Metazoa; Chordata; Amphibia; Anura; Pelobatidae. The record is from the annotation of a GenBank genome assembly.
AUGAAAAGAGGAUGUAAAGCUAGUGAAAGCAGCAUUUUCCCUGGUGGGGAUUUAGAACGUUCGAAGAAGAUGAAGAAGAAGAAGAAUAGAAAAGAUGAAUACACAGAUGUGUCAAGGAUUCAUGAUUGGGGAAAUUUGCUUCCAGACAUCAUACUCCAGGUUUUUCAGUAUUUGCCUCUGCUGGACCGUGCUCAUGCCUCACAAGUUUGUCGAAACUGGAAUCAUGUUUUCCAUAUGCCUGAUCUGUGGAGAUGCUUUGAAUUUGAACUGAAUCAGCCUGCUACAUCUUAUCUGAAGGCAACACAUCCAGACUUGAUUAAGCAGAUCAUCAAGAGACACUCAAAUCACUUGCAAUAUGUCAGUUUUAAGGUGAGUCGUAUGAUCGGUAAAUUAUAUUUCAUUUACUACAGCAUAUUGAAACCCAAUGCAUGUUUUGUUUGUUGUUUAUUUUAUUAUAAACACUCUUAUUUAUUUUUUUUUCCCAAAAUGUUCCAUAACUAAGGGUCCCUGCGUAAAGUUUGGUUAACUUGGCAGGUUAAAGUGUGACGCACGAUGCCUGGAUUUGCUGGGAAUUGUUCUCUGAAUUUCUUUGUCCAAGUUGGACUACAUAAGGGGAAACUUGAGAGAUGCAAGUCAAUGUAACAUUGAUUUUAUAUUUGCAUAAAGUUCUGAGGAGAAUUGUUCUAUUUUUAUUUUUUAGUUUAAUUUAUUGUGUUUUGAAUGACUACAACUUAUUUGUAUUUGAUAUAUUAUAUCCUAGUGCUCCAUCAGUGAAAACAUUUUUCUUCUAUAAUAUAUGUAUAGGCUGAAAUACCUGGCACUCAGGAUGCAAAACAACAUGGCAGGGUGCACUACCAGGGCUCCAACAUCCAAUUUGCAAAUAGACAGCUGCACUCUCGGUCUUUCAAUAAAAAUUUACUUUUAUUCCAUGGUAGUUAAAAACUGGAUCAACGUUUCAGUCUCACAUAGAGACUUUCUUCUGGACCAGAGAUAUACAUUUGUUCCCUCAAUCCUAUUCCCUUAUGUCUCCCUCUCUUGCUCUUCCUCUCACUAAAAUUUUCAAACUCUUCCUUUCUUCUGGCACAUUCCCCUCACCCUUCAAACAUGCAACUGUAACCCCAAUUCUGAUAAAGCCCAGCUUUGACCCCAUUCCCCAUCAUACUACCAUCCUAUCUCGCUACUGCCAUUUGCCUCCAAGAUUCUCAAGAGAGUUGUGUACAUCAGACUGACUUUGUUGAAUCCAAAUCUCUGCUUGACCCCCUUCAGUCUGGAUACCGCGCUGGUCAUUCUGUUGGCGUCCCCCAAGGUUCUGUCUUUGGUCCACUACUGUUCUCCAUCUAUACUGCCUCCCUUGGUAAACUCAUCAGCUCAUUUGGCUUCCGUUAUCACUUAUAUGCAGAUGACACGCAAAUCUACCUGUGCUCUCCUGAUAUUGACUCGUGUCUCUGACUGCCUCUCUGCGAUUUCUAACUGGAUGGCUGUUGGAAAUCGCCUUUCCAAAAAAGAACUUCUGGUCUUUCCUCCCUCGAGUGUUACUGCUCCCGUGCCUGUCUCCCUCCUAGUCAACGACACUACCAUCACCUCUACCUCGCAGGCUCACUGCCUGGGUGUUCUUUUUGACUCCAACCUCUCUUUUACCCCUCAUAUCCUGUCACUUCCAUCUCAAAAACAUAGCGCGCAUCCACCCCUAUUUAAACCCGGAUGCAGCUAAGGUGCUGGUCCGUGCUGUUGUUCUCUCUUGCCUUGACUACUGCAAUCCCCUUCUCAGUGGUCUUGCGUCUUCCCAGAUUGCACCACUGCAAUCUAUAAUGAAUGCGGCGGCGAGGCUCAUUUUCCUGUCCGCUCGUACCUCCCACGCCUCUCGGUCAGUCCCUGCAUUGGCUUCCAGUUAGAUAUAGAGCUCAAUUUAAAAUUCUGGUGCUUACUUACAAGUCCCUAUAUAAUGUUGCUCCAACCUACCUAUCCUCCCUAAUACGCAAGUAUGUCCCGUCGAGGCCCCUACGCUCUGCCAAAGACCUAUGUAUAUCCUCUGUCCGUACUCCCACCUCUAAUGCUCGCCUCCACGAUUUCUCCAGGGCUGCACUUCUUCUGUGGAACUCCCUUCCUUUCUCCGUAAGACUUUCACCCAGUCUCCACUCAUUCAAAAAAAUCAUUGAAAACACCCUUCUUCAAGAAAGCAUAUCAAUUAAACUGUUGGCAGGUUUUUAUCCUCCUUCCCCCAUGACUCCUCUCCUGCAACUGUCAAAAUUACCUACUAAGCCCUCAGUGAAUACCUUUCUAACAACCUACUUCGUACCCCUACUUUUACCCUUUGUGUCACUAUACCCCACUCCCUCUAGAAUGUAAACUCAUUAAGCAUGCCCCUCCACCUCUCUUUUCCUGUUCGUCCAGUUACAAUUACAUGUCUGUUAGUCCACCCAUUUUACAGCUACGGAAUCUGAUAGCGCUAUGUAAAUAUUAAAAUAGACCUAUAUCAAACAAUGUGAGUGUAUAUAUGACACAUAAAUGGGAAUAUUGACCUACCCCAGGUGCAGUGUGUUGAGAACGGCGUCCGGCCGGAUCCUAUGCGCGUGUGUGAUUGGAGCUCCACCCCUAAUUGUGACGUGAUUACGUGAUGAUGCCGCUGUUGUUACCAUAGCUAUGCGGCUUAAUUAAAGUCUCUAUGGGACCGUGUAUACAAUAAAGUGAGCUCCCACUUUUUAGUGCGAUCUGCAAGACCUGAGAAUAAAGGACGAUUAUAAAAAAAAAAACUUCUAAGAGUUGUAAGUUAUGCAGUGUGGAAUACUGUAGAGUGCUGUAUAAUUUAAAGUGCAAUCAUGUCUACAGUGGUUCACUGAUAAGUGCUGCUGUGAAAACUGAUAUAUAGAAAGUGACUGAAUUGUUAAAAUAUUAAAAUACAGUGAUGUGUGCAUAAAAACUGACCGUGAAAAACGAUGAUACAAUAUAUAAAGAGCUAUAAUUGCAGACUUUUCAGUUUUUAUGCACAUCUAUAAACAGCAACUACAUUAAGGCAGUUUAUUGAGCAGCCUUUUUAAUUUUCAUCCUUGCGUCUGCUGUAUAGUGUGUGUGUGUGUGUAUAUAUCUAGUUCAACUUCUGCAUGUCAUUGUGUCCUUCUGUUUUUAGGUUGACAGUAGUAAAGAAUCAGCAGAAGCCGCUUGCGAUAUCCUAUCACAGCUUGUAAACUGUUCUCUGAAAACGCUUGGACUCAUUUCCACUGCAAGACCUAGCUUUAUGGAUUUACCAAAGGUACAUUCUUAUGAUAUGAGACACCAAGCCCUACUGUAUAUGUUGUAUGUACUAUCUUUUUGUGUCACUUGUGAAGUUUGCCAAUAAGAAAAUAGAUUUUUAUUUUUAAUAUAAUUUAUCUAGUUAAUACAUUGUUAAACACAGAUCUGCACACACCAGUCAAGCCAUAAGAUUUGCUUUUCCCACAAAAAUAUCAAAUUUGCAGUGAUGUUACUACUGCAAGGGAUUCUGGGUGGGCAUAUGCAAAUUAGUUCUAUAAAGAAUAACCUUUUUGCUUCACUAUUCCAUUUUAAACAUGGAUUCCUUGGAGUUUGUUUGCUCUGUACCAAAGCUUUGAAGCACAACUCAGGAAAAGAUACAAAGCCAGUGAACCACUCAGACAGCUGUUACAUUGUUAGUGCAACUCAUCAGCAUGAGGUUGGUUACUGGCUUGCUAAGUGAGGCUUGGCAUUACUUGCAGAGUACAAACCAAGAAAGUUAUGGUCUGGGGAACAAAAUAAUUGUCUGUUUUGCUUUACAUCUAUUUACGACUCCACUGUUUGUUAAUCUGACCAGUUAUCUUCUCCUACUUGGCAAAUAUCACGCGCUAUGAAUUGUAUGCUAACGUUCAACUUCCAUCCAUUAAAAGAUCCUAAGGACUGCAAUCCUGCUAGAGAUUAUGCUGCAUACGUAUCGAUUUAAAGGAAUCUCUAACAUGAAAAAUAAGUGUGUGUGUGUGUAUGUAUAUAUGUAUGUGUGUGUAUAUAUAUAUAUAUAUAUGUGUGUGUGUAUAUAUAUAUAUAUAAUUAUGUGUGUGUAUAUAUAUAUAUAUAUAUAUAUAUAUAUAUAUAUAUAUAUAUAUAUAUAUAUAUAUAUAUAUAAAAAUUAUGUGUGUGUGUAUGUAGGUAGUAGCAUCAGGGAGCGCCUGUGAAGGAAUUCCCAAGCUCAGGCGAUAUGGAGGAGGGAAGGAAAAAGACACGCAUCUAGUGUAGUAUAUUGAGAUCUUAAGGGACCACUCUAGGCACCCAGACCACUUCAGCUUAAUGAAGUGGUCUGGUCUAUUCUAGGGUUAACCAUUUUUUUAUAAACAUAGCAGUUUCAGAGAAACUGCUAUGUUUAUCAAUGGGUUAAGCCUUCCCCCUAUUCCCUCUAGUGGCUGUCUCAUUGACAGCCACUAGAGGCGCUUGCGUGCUUCUCACUGUGAUUUUCACAGUGAGAGCACGCAAGCGUCCAUAGGAAAGCAUUGUAAAUUGCUUUCCUAUGCGACGGGCUGAAUGCGCGCGCAGCUCUUGCCGUGCGUGCGCAUUCAGCCCAGGAGGAGGAGAGGAGGCAGAGAGCUCCCCGCCCAGCGCUGGAAAAAGGUAAGUUUUACCCCUUUUCCCCCUUCCAGAGCCGGGCGGGAGGGAGACCCUGAGGGUGGGGGCACCCUCAGGGCACUAUAGUGCCAGGAAAACGAGUAUGUUUUCCUGGCACUAUAGUGGUCCUUUAAGUGAUGGUAAAUGAAGGGAAAGGAAUUGCACUUACAAUUUUCUGGAACCUAUACUCUGCUCCAGAUAUGUGCGCUUGGACGGUACAAUCCCCGCCUAUGGAUAUGUAGAUGGUCCUUGGAUGUCAAAAAGGGGGUCUCCAGUGGUGCUAGGGUAUAUCUCCUUUCCAAUGGCAAUAUGCCGGUAUUCAAAAAUUUGGUGAUAUAUAAAAAGGAUAAAAACACAAAAUAGUGCUCUCUGGAUAAUACAAAAUAAAAUGAUUUUAAAAAAAUGGAGGUAUACUCACAAGUGCAGAGCAAAUAGGAUAUUGCUCAAUAUAUGUAGGCGUGGGUGGUAUGAUCCCCACCAAGGAUAUCACUCCUCGAGUCCUCCAGUGGGGGUGUUGGUGAGAGUAAAAGUAAUUAUAUUAUAAAAUAGAAUAAAAAGGAUAGGCUUGGAGGCUGGGGACCCCCUUUUUGAGGAGUAUAGGCUCCAGAAAAUUGUAAGUGCAAUUCCUUUCCCUUCAUUUACCAUCACUUAAGAGCUCAUACUACACUGUAUCCAUGUCUCUUUCCUUCCCUCCUCCAUAUCGCUCUGAGGGUGGGAAUUCCUUCACAGGCGCUGCUCCCUGAUCCUACUACCUACAUCCAUCGUACCACCAGAAAAGAAGAGACUCUGGUAUUUGGGAAGUUUCAGCAGCCACAUACUACAAUUGCAAGUACUGAUAUUCCUCCUACCCCUCCGUGUGUGUGUGUGUGUAUAAUGUAUGUAUAUUUAUUACAUCUAUGUUCUUAAAUGGACAAUAUAAUCACCCAGACCACUUCUGCUAAUUGAAGUGGUCUGGGUACAGUGUCCCUAUUGCCCUUAGUUGUGCAAUGUAAAACAUUGCCGUUUUAGAGAAACUAAGACCGCCACUAGAGGUGCUUCCUGUAUCUUAAAAGACUUUAGGUCGCCUAACGGACGCUGGACAUGCUCAUUAAUACAAUGCUUUCCUAUGGGAAGAAUGUUGGAAAGGAGGAGGCACAGGCUGCAAGAGCUAGCUCCUAACAGCCUCAGCCUGCAGACUGGUCUCAUGAACCCAAAAGGUAGGAAACUGGAGGGUGGCUAUAACAGUGUAUAUUUUGACCUGUAUGCCUAUCAGUGUGUGAUUGACUGUAUUUCUGUGUGUGUGUGUGUAUCUGUCAGUGUGUGUGUAAGAAGUAAAGAUAACUAAAACUAUCUUUAACUAAUUGAGGUAUACAUGUUUGUUUUCCCAGCACUAUAUAAUUAUCCUUUUUCAUCCAUUGCCAAGCUAAUUUGCACAAAAUUUAUCAGCUAAAUGUGUUAGAUUUACUUAUCUCUGUCAUGCCAAGGAUUCAGGAAACAGAGUAGGUGAUGUGUGCUGAUUUUCGCCUGUGCACUCCCACAGUAAGACAAACUGAAGACAUCACGGCUAGAGGAGAAGAUAAUGGUGGCUCCUGCAUAUUGAAAGCCAGUGCAAGGAAGAAAAUAAAAUACAUGUAAUGAAACACUAGUGGCGAGGCUGGGAUAUAACCAAAAGUAUUAAAAACAUUUUAUAAAAAUGAGCAUUUCUAUAUUUUCUUAUUGCAGAGUGAAAAUGUAGCCAUUGCAACCCCUGGUUUGUGUAAUGUAGGACCCCUAAUCGGUAAUGUAAUGUAGGAUUUGGCAUUUUGUUUUUCUGGGUAGUCAUUUUAGAAAUGCGUUCAACCACAUGCACUCAAGCUACUUCCCUGAGCAGUGUAUUAAUCAUUUAUAUUUUUAGGAUUAAGACUAUCUUCAAACAAACACUACCUCCAUUUGAAUAUAAUGUGAUUUAUGUCUAAACUAUAUUGCCAAAUAUAGGUUUUGGAGAUCUGAACAGUUUGACUCAUUCCAUGUUUUAUGAGACAUUACAUUUAAUGGAUAGAUAGAAUGAAUAUAUAUGUGGAUGUAGUGUUCCUUCUAGUGAAAUCUUACUAAGUAAAAUGGUAUAUAAUUUUAUUAUUGAUUUAUUUUUAACUACCUCUUUUGCAGUCACACUUUAUAUCUGCCCUCACUGUUGUAUUUGUAAACUCCAAAUCCCUUUCAUCACUAAAAAUUGACGAUACUCCAGUGGAUGACCCAUCAUUGAAGGUACUCGUGGCUAACAACAGUGAUACCUUGAAGCUUUUAAAGAUGAGCAGUUGUCCUCAUGUUUCUCCUGCAGGUAAGACUGACUUUAUAGAUGGUGUUCUGCUGUAAGUACUUUUUUCACUUUUAAUUAUGUAUGCCAAUUGUGUAUUCUUUCAAAAUAGUGUUAAAAUAAAGCUAGUAACUAGCUGUAUGUCCUCUAAGAUUUUUGUAUCUGUCUUCAUAAACAGAGCUUGCAUAUGUACAUGCUGCAGGAAUUGUAAAUGUGUCCCGUUUAUUGUUAAUUUAUAUAAUGCACAAAAUAUGGCAUCCCAACUCAAAUUGAGCUUGUUAAUUAGUGUUUGCUAAAAUCUGAGCGUCUAGAAAUACUUUACUUUGAAGCGUUGUUAGCUCAAUGCACAGCUUUACAAUUGUCUGUGGUCAGUGUUAAACUGGGCCAGAAAAAAUGCAUCUAAACAUCCCCAACCCUAAUCCAUAUUUCAAGUCCCAACUAGCCGUAAUUCUUAAUAACCAAGUCCUCACUAAUAUUAUUCGGAUCAUGACAGAGCUGUGCAAUGCUGUGCUUUGAUCUGACAGUUCUUCAGCAGUGAAGAUUUUAAAAGGCGAUGAAUUGAAAGUACCCAAAUUUUCACAUUAUAACGAGAUUGAUCUCAAAUGUAUUAAGUUAUGCAAACAAAUAAACCUGGAUGAAAAAAUAAUGGUGCAUUGUUUUGUAUUAUAGGAAUACUCUGUGUUGCUGAUCAGUGUCACGGGUUGAGAGAGUUGGCCCUGAACUAUUAUUUGCUCAGUGAUGAGCUCCUGCUUGCAUUAUCUUCAGAGAAACAUGUCCGACUGGAACAUCUACGCAUCGAUGUUGUGAGUGAGAAUCCAGGGCAAACACACUUCCAUGCAAUUCAGAAAAGCAGCUGGGAUGCAUUGAUAAAGCAUUCUCCCAAAGUGAACUUGGUCAUGUACUUUUUUCUUUAUGAAGAGGAAUUUGAUCCAUUUUUCUGCUAUGAGACACCAGUUACCCAUUUGUACUUUGGGAGAUCAGUAAGCAAAGAAGUGCUUGGCCGUGUUGGUAUGACAUGUCCACGAUUAGUGGAGUUGGUUGUAUGUGCUAAUGGACUUAGGCCUCUUGAUGAGGAGUUGAUUCGAAUUGCGGAGCGUUGCAAGAGCCUAACUGCCAUUGGACUUGGGGAAUGUGAAGUCUCGUGCUCUGCUUUUGUAGAGUUUGUUAAGCUGUGCGGUGGCCGUCUUUCCCAACUUUCCAUAAUGGAGGAAGUGUUAAUCCCUGAUCAGAAGUUUAAUUUGGAGCAAAUCCAUUGGGAAGUUUCAAAGCACCUUGGAAGAGUUUGGUUUCCAGAUAUGAUGCCUACAUGGUAG